CUCUCCCAUCUUUCCAGCCAAGCCCAUAUUAUACCGGCCCAAACUAUCAAAAUCCCAAAUCCAACUCGAAGAUUGCAGCGCGGGGGAAGAGGCAGCCCCGCAGCAGACUAGCAGUCCGCAGCGUUCCGUUUCGGCACAACCCCAAUCCCAACCUAAGUUCAGCACUCGGACGGCGCACGGCGGAUCAGGUGCUCAGCACUUGGACGGCGCACGGCGGUUUUUCGGUAUAGACUGCUUUACUGCUUAGUUUCUGGCUUUCUGCAAUUCUGUUCUUCAGUGGUAAACUGGGACUCUAGCUGUGUCCUGCGGAACUACCUAACGGAAGUCCUGCAGGUUUAUUUUUUUAAUUAGAGAGUAAAGCUUCAGUAUGGGAAAAGCCAGGCCACGUGAAGAUGGGUCCACACGAGCUGACCGCAAAUUCGAGAAGAAAGUGCAGUUUUAUACCAAGGUUAAGGAAACGGUUGCUUCCUUGAGUGCACAGAAGUCCAUCACUAAGAAGUCAAAGGCCCAAAGGAAGAAAAAGAAAUUGCAGGCAUAUGAUCUGUCUUCUCUUUCAGAGUUCCUCCCUGAUUUGGAGGCUCCUAAGCAACCACCAAAACGAACAGAACUUAAGUUAAACUGUAAAAACAGGCAAAAGCUAGUGGUGAAGGAAGGCAAUCAAUUGCAGGCUGUUAUUAAACAUCCUGCUUUCCAAUCAAAUCCAAUGCAAGCAAUUUUUCAACAUUUGCAGAGCAUGCUUCCUCCAGAAGAUAAGAAACCGAAGCAGGGUAUAAUAAAGAAGAGAAGCAGUAAUGGGAAAAAGAAAAAAACUAAGCCUCAGUUAAUGGAAACAUGAUUAUCUUAGCCUCUGGAAUUUUAUUAUCUUCUGAUUUGGAGUCGAUAAUCCUGAAGUUCAAGCGUACGGAUCUAGACAUAUUUCUCAAUUAUGCAACCCUUGAAGAUUAAAAUAUAUAUACAGGUGAUUAUUUGUUUGCUUACGUAACCACGUAGCAUAAUUGUAUUGGUCAUUCUGAUUUGGGUUCUCAAUGAUAUUCAGGAGACUAAACUAAAUACACUGGUACUCAUUAUGCAGUUUUUGGCACGAACAAUGAAAAAUUGGCAGUCUAAUUUGGCACGGUGAAGGAUGUAUUUAUUUUAUUCCCCUUGUUCUAUUUAUGUUUGUCCUAUUUUUUUUUUUACUUUGGUUUGUCUCCAAAUAUUUGUCUAAACUCUGUAUUCAUACUUGUGUGGUUCAAACUUCAAAAUCGUUGUGUUUUUGAAAUCGAUAUUUACGUAAUUUACCCUACAAUUUUGUUA
Cuscuta epithymum is the source of this 1296-nucleotide messenger RNA. The record is from the annotation of a GenBank genome assembly. Lineage: Eukaryota; Viridiplantae; Streptophyta; Magnoliopsida; Solanales; Convolvulaceae.